Messenger RNA from Epinephelus fuscoguttatus (brown-marbled grouper), 2498 nucleotides. It is a transcript of the gene muc15, whose product is annotated as mucin 15, cell surface associated. The record is from RefSeq and is a predicted model, not a curated record. The transcript has 4 exons. The coding region runs from base 158 to 1246 and encodes 362 amino acids. NCBI's taxonomy places the organism in Eukaryota, Metazoa, Chordata, Actinopteri, Perciformes, Serranidae.
CUGAAUGCAGCUCUGUUGGGCCCUCCUCCCUCCUUGUCUCUCCGGGCCGACUGCUGAUUCACUCUCACACGUUGGCAGCUCACUGAAGAGAUUUAGUUGCCUGUGCACCUGUUCUCAUCUGAUAUAGCCUAAGAAUAAGAGAGAAACCAAAGGGGAAAUGGGACUGUAUUUAAAAAUCACAGCAGGCCUCCUUCUGCUUGUCCAAGCCUUUCACCUGGCAGCACUCCAAGAGUCAACCGACUCUCCAGGAAAGACAAUUGAUAAAGGCUGGUUCCGGCUAGUCAAAAACGAAGCUGUAAGUCAAAACACUGCAUUUCCUAAAGACGAGGGAGAUUAUUACCAGGAAGCUGAUGCGAAUGCUGAAUUCAGCAGUGGGAUAGCAUCUGGCUCCAUGGCAGUAAAUACUGAAGAAGAGCAGAAUGUGGCUGGCACAACACCCAACAAUCUGGCUGCUGUCACUACUGAAGUCCCUACAACCAGCAACGCCACCAUGUCACCAAAUGCAACAACUGCAGAUGCCACAAACUCAAGCCAGGUCAACAUGACAGGAGCCGAGGAGGAAUUUCACAACUGGACAAUGACUCCUCAAAACUCCACUACUCACCUGAGUGCACAAAACUCCACCAGCUUUCCAGAUAACUCCAACGGCACUGACUUACAGACGACAGCCUUGGCUCCAGAGAGCAACGCUACGCAAGCAUCCACAACAAAACCAGACGAAGAUAAAGGGUUGAUUAAUGCCACAGAAUCUACCAGCACAACAACUGUAACAACCACAGUGAAGCCAGAGAUAAAGGAGACAUCUGCCACGUCUUCAUCUACAACGGUGUCCCCAUUUGAGACCACAGAAACGAGCCCUGGGACUACAACUGCCGCUGCGCCGAUCACACCUGAGAAGGCCAACGAGACAGACAAAGAUGCAGCCUCAGGGAGCAGCUCAGAAAGAGGUUUGGCGACAGACACACACAAGACAAAAAGAAACGGAGCGUGGGGAGCUGUGCUGGGAACAGGAGUGGCUGUGGCCUUUGUGGCACUGGUGGCCUACGUCAUCCUGAAGAAGAAACACAGGAAGGGGUUCUCUCACAGGAAACUGGAGGAGGAGUAUCCUUCAGACCCAGUUCUCAGAUUAGACACCAGUGAACCCAUGGAUUUGAACUUUGGCAUUGGGGGUUCGGCCUACUACAACCCAGGACUCCAAGGGGACAACAUCCAAAUGAGCAACUUUCCAGGACGCCACAGAAACUGAAAAGACUCCCGAGACCAAAGUCAUGAACUCCCUUGAAUGAUAUGUUGCCAGUUCUGCUUGUUGGCAUGUGAUAGACGACCUGUAAUGUGGAGUUUUUAAAUAAGACUGUGCGAGGGUGACAUUUGUGGAUGCAGAGGAGCUUGAGAAGGUCUAUUGUCAGCCACCACAAACGAUAUGUCAGAUUAUGCAUUGUGUUGAGUAGAUUUAUUGCAUUGGAAUAGAGGGAUCACUGAAGGCAAUCUGUCUCAACUACACUGCAACAGCCAAAAUGAACUGUCAGCCAUUUCUGUAUGUUGCCAAGGGUAUCAAAUUACAUCUUUCCCAAUGAAAAAUAUGCAGUCAGUGAAGGAUGUUAAAAUUAUAUUUGUAAUAACUCGUCAUUUGUAUUUUUUUUCUGUGAAUAGGAGCCACAAUUUAUUUUUUUUGAAGACAAGCAAAACAAACACAUCAGCGCACAAUCAGACCAGCUCGAGAGAAGAAACCAGAAAGCGAUGCUGAUGCAAAACAUUUGUAGGGAAAAAAAAAAACACUGCUGUUGUUCUGCUGCCGAAACAACAGAUGACACAGCUGGCCUGUCGAGGCGUUUGCAACAAAAUCCAGAAGCCAUGGUGAACAAUAACAUUAUCCAUAUCAGCAAUCACCUGCUGUCAUGGCAUAAGGAAGACAAUAAAAAGCAAAAUCUGAAUGGCGCUUUCAGAUAUUUCCACAACUGGCAGUCACAGCCAGAGUCUGAGAAGUGAACCGUCAAACCAAAGACUUGAGUUUGUUUUUGUGCACCGAGAGGGAGGCGGAGGGGAGGGGGGGUGCUGUUUUGUUAUUCAUAGACUGAGAUUUUGGUAUUCAGGAAGGGAGUUGUGUAUUUGGUCUUAGCAUUACUCAGUAGCAACUACUAUAUCAUCAUAAUAUACUGCUUAAAUCUUCUGACCUCCAGGUGUCCAAACAGAGGUUUGAGCUUCUCGAGCACCUUGGGGAGUUACGUAGCGUUUACCUGCUGCAUACUUAGAGCGAAAUUAGAACAUAACUAAUGCAGAUUUUUUUUUUUGAAAAACAUUUUUAUGUCAUUGUUAUUCUUCUCCUAAGUUAGCUUUAACUUUGAGUGACAACCUUCAGCAAGAACAGUGUCUCCUUUUUGACUGAUAUAAUGUGGCUGGGCAAGGAGGGAAUAGGCAGGGAUUAACUACACUCUCUUUCAUGUAUUCAUUGCCUUAAUACAAUAAAAUCUAACAAUAAAUCCUAAUGAUUCAUUUCUAAA